This is a messenger RNA of Leptosia nina, 732 nucleotides long. NCBI's taxonomy places the organism in Eukaryota, Metazoa, Arthropoda, Insecta, Lepidoptera, Pieridae. The record is from the annotation of a GenBank genome assembly.
AUGACGGUACCAGUGACAGCUGUUGUGUUUUUGUUAGCAACAAUAUGCCGUGUUAACGGCUAUAGUGUGUUUGAAGGUGAAAGAUUGAAAAAUGACAAAUUGUUGCAUCACAGUGAUCAUGUGAAAGCACCAAUUUUGUUUAUACGCACAUCUGAUGUGGCUUUCCCAAAGUAUUUUGAACCAGAUGACAACAUUAUAACGGCCAUAGAGAUAAUAGACAAUAGUCAAAAUGGCGCCUCCGCGGAGGUUGAUUAUGGCGGGUGUAGUGUGAAAUGUUAUAUUGAGGCCAUACCUGAGGUGCCAUUAGAUAUCGACAAUGAAAAUAAUUUCGGCCCUAUUUUUGUUGACAAUAGACCGUUGAACGGCACUUUUCAUAGCGUGUCAAAGAAGUACGAAUGUAAAGCAACUUUUAAUCCACCCGAUUCAAAGUUAUUAUUGUACGGCACUAAAGCUUGGACGUUUCCUGUGCAAGAUGUCGAUCUCAGUUUAAAAUAUCCAAUGGUAAAUGUUCAAUCAGAUUUCCUAAUAACGAGUUUGACAGUUAUUUUACAUAUAGACGGCACGAAGAGUAAGGGAUUUAUCAAUAGAGGUGGGAUAAUGCAAGACCAUGUAGAUAUGACAUUCACUGUGAGCAGAACAUCACGCUUGGCUUAUCAGUUUUGGCUGGUCGGGGUACACAAAAGUAACAUUGAUGACAAUAUGCCCUCAUCACUCAGCGAGUUUUGUAAAUAG